Messenger RNA from Plenodomus lingam JN3, 441 nucleotides. The record is from RefSeq and is a predicted model, not a curated record. NCBI's taxonomy places the organism in Eukaryota, Fungi, Ascomycota, Dothideomycetes, Pleosporales, Leptosphaeriaceae.
AUGGAGGACAGCCCCCAAAUCCACUACUACUACCAGUACUAUCCUGCCAAUGUAAAGCGAGUUCUUGCCUCUGGUUCAAGCGCAUUCACCGAUGACACCACCGUGCUCAAGUACCCACUUGCCCCCGGCAAAGACACGAUCCGCCUGGAGACAGAAGGAAAGCUACUGAACAUCAUCGGACCACACGAGCGCAUCAUUCGCCUAAAAAGGAAUCUCAGACGACGCCCUACCAUCUCCAUCCAACAGCGACUAACCUGGUGCCGGGAGACGGCCGAAGCAAUCGUCCAACUACACACCCACAAUAUGAUCCACUGCGGAAUCCAGCCCACAAACCUCCUCCUCGACUGGGAUCUACACAUCAAACUCUCCGAUUUCCAGGGCAGCUCGUCCCCUUACUGUAUCGUCCUAGCAAAGGACCACAUAUCCGCAAACUUGCAAUAA